Tachyglossus aculeatus (Australian echidna) is the source of this 4767-nucleotide messenger RNA. It is a transcript of the gene SLC26A4, whose product is annotated as solute carrier family 26 member 4. Gene Ontology annotation, biological process: transmembrane transport. Gene Ontology annotation, cellular component: membrane. The record is from RefSeq and is a predicted model, not a curated record. NCBI's taxonomy places the organism in Eukaryota, Metazoa, Chordata, Mammalia, Monotremata, Tachyglossidae. Gene Ontology annotation, molecular function: chloride transmembrane transporter activity; bicarbonate transmembrane transporter activity; secondary active sulfate transmembrane transporter activity. The transcript has 26 exons. Bases 1 to 2787 code for a protein of 928 amino acids.
AUGUGUGUCCGUAGCCCCCUCUCCCAGGCCAGGAACGAGGCGAGCGAGGUGAGGAGGCAGGCGGAGAGCCUCUCGGAGGAGUACGAUCGCCUGCGGAAAGAGCACACGCGGCUGCAGCCCGACAGUUCGUUCCCGGAGGAAUUUCCGAUGAAGGACUCGGUCUUUGAAGCCGCGAAAGUUGGCAGCGGCGGCGUUCGCCGUCUGAACCCGGGACCUGCUCCGCUCUGGGACGCGGAGAUUCCCGUGAGCCCCCAGAUGGAGGGCUCCCUCGGAGAGAAAGGCAAGAAGCGAGCGAAUUUACCGUCAACACUGUCGCGCAGCAGCCAAAGCCAUUCAGUCCGAAAGGGCCCUUUGGGAAAAGACCGACGGCAAGAAGGACCCGUGAUGGCAAUUGACAGACGACGAAAAUCGUUUGCGAACGUCACAUACGCGCUGUAUUCCGGGGCGUUAUUAGGAACGAACAUGGCAGUCCCGGAGGGCAGCGCGGAGGCGGGGGCCGGCUACCUGGUGCAGCGGCCGGUGUACAGCGAGCCGGCCUUCCUGCUCCUCAAUGAGCGCCGCCCGAGCCCGCCCAAACCCACCCUGAGGGACAGGCUCGCCAGGACCUGCAGCUGCUCCCAGCGGAAGGCACUGCGCCUGGCCAAGGCGGCCGUCCCGGCCCUCGACUGGAUCCCGCAGUAUCGGGUGCGCGAGUGGCUCCUCAGCGACAUCAUCUCGGGCGUCAGCACGGGGCUCGUGGCCACCCUGCAAGGUUUGGCCUACGCUUUGCUCGUCGCAAUUCCCGUUGGUUUUGGACUCUACUCCGCCUUCUUCCCUAUCCUAACGUACUUCAUCUUCGGAACGUCGAGGCACAUCUCAGUGGGACCUUUCCCCGUGGUCAGCCUGAUGGUGGGAUCGGUCGUGCUGGGCAUGGCCCCCGAUGACCACUUCCUCCUGGCUUCCAGCAACGGGUCCGGGAUGAACCACACAGUGCUGGACACCGAGGCGCGAGAUGCCCAGCGGGUGCUGAUCGCCAGCACGCUCACGGUGCUGGUGGGAAUUAUACAGAUGGUCCUCGGAGUGGCUCAGAUCGGGUUUAUCGUGCGUUACCUGGCAGACCCUCUGAUCGGAGGGUUCACCACUGCCGCGGCUUUCCAGGUCUUUGUCUCGCAGCUGAAGAUCGUCCUCAAUGUGGCAACCAAAAACUACAACGGAGUCCUCUCCAUCCUCUACACUCUUGCCGAGAUAUUCGAGAAAAUCCACACCACCAACAUCGCAGAUCUCAUCGCCGGGCUGCUCACCAUCGUCACCUGCGUGGUCGUCAAAGAGAUAAACGAUCGCUUCAAGCAUAAGAUUCCCGUGCCCAUCCCCGUGGAAGUCAUCGUGACGAUAAUUGCCACGGCCAUUUCGUACGGCGCUGACCUCGAAAAGCACUACAAUGCCGGCAUUGUGAAGUCCAUUCCGAGAGGAUUUCUGCCCCCCGCGAUUCCGUCUGUGAGCAUGUUUUCGGAGAUGAUUACCGCCUCCUUUUCCAUAGCGGUGGUGGCUUAUGCCAUCGCGGUGUCAGUGGGGAAAGUGUACGCCACCAAAUACGAUUAUUCGAUCGAUGGAAACCAGGAGUUUAUUGCCUUUGGGAUCAGCAACAUCUUCUCCGGAUUCUUCUCCUGCUUUGUGGCUACCACGGCCCUGUCCCGGACUGCUGUCCAGGAGAGCACCGGGGGAAAGACACAGGUCGCGGGCCUCGUCUCAGCCUUGGUGGUUCUGGUGGCCAUUGUGGCUCUGGGAAAACUGCUAGAGCCCUUGCAGAAGUCCGUCCUGGCUGCCGUCGUCAUCGCCAACCUGAAGGGGAUGUUCAUGCAGGUGCGCGACGUCCCGCGAUUGUGGAGACAGAAUAAGAUGGACGCGGUGAUCUGGGUGUUUACCUGCCUGGCGUCGAUCGUUUUGGGCCUCGAUUUAGGGCUGCUGGCCGGCCUGCUGUUUGGGCUGCUGACCGUAGUCCUUCGAGUGCAGUUUCCAUCUUGGAACGACCUGGGAAACGUACCUGGAACGGACAUCUACAAAAGCAUCAAGGAUUACAAAAACGUGGCUGAGCCCCAAGGAGUGAAGAUCCUUCAGUUUUCCAGCCCGAUUUUUUACGGCAACGUGGACGGGUUUAAAAAAUGUCUCAAAAACACAGUGGGAUUUGAUGCUGUGAGAGUGUAUAAUAAGAGGCUCAAAGCACUGAGGAAGAUUCAGAAACUCAUCAAGAAGGGACAGUUAAGAGCAACAAAGAAUGGCAUCAUCAGUGACGCCGGAUUGGCUAACGAAGGAUUUGAGCCCGACGAGGAUCCAGAAGAUCCCGAAGACCUGGAGGUUCCAACGAAGGAAAUAGAGAUUCAGGUGGAUUGGAACUCAGAGCUGCCCGUCAAAGUGAACGUUCCCAAAGUGCCCAUCCACAGCGUCAUCUUGGAUUUCGGAUCGGUCUCCUUCUUGGAUAUUGUGGCUGUGAGGUCGCUAAGAAUGAUAGUAAAAGAGUUUCAAAGAAUUGAUGUGAGUGUAUAUUUUGCAUCACUUCAAGACAAUGUAAUAACGAAAUUGGAGCAGUGUGCCUUCUUCGAAGAUAUCGGAAAGGACAUGUGCUUUCUAACAGUCCACGAUGUCAUGCUGUAUAUUCAGAAUCGUCUUAUGUGCAAAGCAGUUCAAGAUUCCAUCUUCGAAAAGAUUUCCCUGAUGCAAGAACACAAGGAGCCUCUCGAGUUAAUGGAAGCGGCGCAGGCUGAAAAUGAACUCGACGUUCAAGAUGAGGCUUUGCGCAGACUCGCGUCCUGAAGAGAGGUAUGGAGAUCAUUACGCCUGGGACUACAUGACAUUAAUGUUAUACCGUGCAAUCGUUUUCUACGAGGCUGCUUCCUUGGAUCGGUCAUUUCCUUGUCGGACUGGGGAGAUUCGGAGUCGUUUUUCCAUUACUGCCUCUGGCCUGCGUCUUUGGAGUCACCGCGGUUGGAAGCAGACAGUCUGGCUGAUUUGGACAGGUGGUCUGGCCAGCCGGUAGUAUCCUGCUAUCCCCCCAGCCCAAAAAGGCCACCUCUGACUAUUGUAGAAAUUGGCCUACACACCGAAUUGUCAAAUCCUCGUCAAAGGCCUCGGGCCCGUCUCGAAGUGGCGCUUUUUAUCGGCGGUACUUGCUGCGAAGAAAACGGCCAUCGUUUUCUUCCCGAGGCUACUGGAAGAUUGACUCUACUCGGGCGAAGCCACCCUGGACUCCCAACCCCAACCCGUUCAUCCGCGCAACAGGAAGGCCUUUCAAACCGAUUUCGGUAACAUUUCAAAGGCAGGGUUAGCACUUUUCAGUCAGGCAUCUUCAUUGGAGAAAAAAACGGAGUCGGAUUCCGGAGCAGGUGAAGGCAGUCAUUCAAGAACUGGAGAAAAUUCCGCUCCUGUAUUUGGAAAACGUAUUUUUUAUCGAGGGGGAAGAGCUGGAUAAAUCUCAAGCGUCUUGGCACGUUAUUUAUAGCUUAGAUGUUAGACGAGCAAGCGAUCGUAAGUCCGACCUACGAGGAUAUAUCGUUUUCAGGCUAGCUGUCUGGUUUGGUUUGGAGUGUGGGUUCAUAGAAAAAGCCGUUGCUUUGAGGUGGGAAUGGCAUAGGCUGCGUUCUAAACCUCAGCAGGAGAAUGAUUAUGUUUGCAUUUUAAAAAUUCGAUCUUAAAUGAAAAGUUAUGAUUUUUAUAUUCAUAGGUUAUGAGAGGCAAUUUUUACAAACCCUUAAAAUCAGGGCUUCUGCGCAUGGAAUUUAAAACAUAGAGCUUUUUGAUUGCUGGACAUUAGCUGCCUAGAAAAUUGACUAAUGAUUAAGGAGUAUCUAUUCAAAAUAUUUGUCAAUACUUUCCACACUUUAAAUUCUUCUCAGCAUGCACCUCUACCCAGGAUGGGGAAAAAGUCCAGAUUUUCAGAUAAACCAUCUAAUCAUUAUUCUUUUAUUACAUGCUAAUAUUUUCCAAGGGCCAAUCAAAUUCUAGGUUCUGAAAAGAAUUGCUUGUGUUCACUUUAAAUCCAACUGUUGGAGACAUCAUCAUCAUCAUCAAUCGUAUUUAUUGAGCGCUUACUGUGUGCAGAGCACUGUACUAAGUGCUUGAGGGCUGAACAGCAUCAAAUUAGGGGGGUUUUGUUUAAAUUCAGGUUUGCCCCGGAUCCUGGAUGUAGGAAUCUGACUUAACUCGGAUUGUGAUGUAAACAUUCCUUUCGUCCAAAGGUCACACUGGGAAUGUUGGGCUUAUGUUACUUUUGAAUUUUGGGUACAGUCUAACUAGAAUAUUCACGUUACCUGGCUUUCUUCAGUAGCACAUACCAGCCUAUUUACUAUAAAUACAUCAAAAAGUCUUUUAUGGUAGCCUGGAAGAAAAUCGGUCCAAUACCUCUGUUCAAUAGGGGAAGAUAUGCACUAUUUUUUUAUACGAAAGAAGAGACCGGAAUCAUGUAUUUUUACGAUCAGUUAGCAUCGCAGGAUCUUUGAUCCUUUCUCGAACAGUCCAGAGUGUAGUUUAGUGUGGCUUAUUUUCCAAGGGAGCUCUAGAAAUACCAUUUCCCUUUUUGCAGAUAGGAAAUAUUAUAACACUACCUACAUUGUAGGUUUCACCUGAGAGUAUUAGAUGUAUUUUGUGUCAACUGAGUCCUUUUAGGUAACGUUUUUGUAUUUAAAAGCAAUGAAGAAGAAAAUCAAAAUCUAUCUAUGCUGACGAAUAUUUGCACAUUUUUCAUAACGUAAAGUUGUCUUUGAAAUUACUAUCGUGUUCUUUCUGUGAAAAAAUAAU